Rosa chinensis is the source of this 3194-nucleotide messenger RNA. Its product is annotated as E3 ubiquitin-protein ligase WAV3. NCBI's taxonomy places the organism in Eukaryota, Viridiplantae, Streptophyta, Magnoliopsida, Rosales, Rosaceae. The record is from RefSeq and is a predicted model, not a curated record. The transcript is spliced from 2 exons. The coding region runs from base 413 to 2668 and encodes 751 amino acids.
AAUCCUCUGCAAAGACCUCGAGUCUGUGAGCAUCUGAAUCCGAUCAGAAAGGAGAGAGAGAGAGAGAUAGAGUAGCAGUAGAUCUCUAGUCUCUUUGGGCGCAGAGAUCUUUUUGUUCUUUUUAUUUAAUAGAAAAGAGAGAAGCAAAGGCCAUAGAGUAAAACAGAGAGCAGAAGAAGAAGAAGAUAAACAGGUCCAUGCCAUCUCUGUGUCUCUCUGUUUAUCUUAUUCAUCUCAAUAGUUUGUCCUCAUUGCUUUGAUCCCAUGCUUUUCUCACAAAAUUCAGUCCUACCCUUUUGUCCUCAGAUCGACCAAAAACAAACCCACUUUUCUUCUUCUUCUUCCUCAGACUAGCUUUUAGUGCUUCUUUUUUCCUUUUGAUCUUUUCGAGUGGUUUUUUUAAUCGAGAGAAAUGGGUACUGGUUGGAGACGAGCCUUUUGCACCACGAUUCGUCGAGAUCCAUCAGAACACAGAGUUUCAGAUCAAAAGCAGAGAAGCCCGAGUCCGAGUCCGAGCCCGAGCCCUAGAACCCGACUGAGCUUCUUCUCCUCCGGUGGUAGCAACCCGUCAACUCCGAAACUACGUUGUAAAACAGGGUCGGAAUCUCUACUUCAGAAAUCGAAUAGUAUGCCUACGAAUAAUAGUGUUGCCGAGAGCCCGAGGGUCCUUGAAAUCAAAACCAGCACUCCCAAAUCGUCUAAUCCGUCUUCUCCUCGAUCCCCUCUCAAGCUCUCCCUCUUCAAGAACAGCUUCAAAUUUCGAAGUAGCUGUGGAAUUUGCUUGAAUAGUGUGAAGACUGGGCAAGGCACAGCGAUUUACACAGCAGAGUGUAGUCACGCCUUUCAUUUUCCUUGCAUAGCUUCUUAUGUACGGAAGCAUGGAAGCCUUGUCUGCCCAGUUUGCAAUUCCACAUGGAAAGACGUUCCUUUACUGGCUAUGCACAAGAGUCCCAGCCCUGAUUCCCACCCGCCAGCCAACGACGCCGUUUCGGCACCUGUCACCCCCAAGCCCAAAGUCGAAGAGAAAAAGGUGUUAGCUGAAUCCGCCUCCCCCAGAUACACGUUGAAGCCAUACGACGACGACGAGCCACUCUUGUCUCCGACCGUCGGCGGCCGGAUUAUCCCCAUUCCCGAGGAGGAGGAGGAGGACGCCGAGGAUGACGUCGAAGAGUUCCAGGGCUUUUUCGUCAAUCCCAACACUUCCUCUUCCGUCAAGUAUUCUGAUGAUCCUCAGAUAAAUAAUGGCAGAGAUUUCAGGAACAAUGUGCAGGUCAGGCUGUUACCGGAGGCUGCUUCGCUGUCCUCCGGCCGGGGUUUCGAGACCUACGCCGUGGCUUUGACAGUCAAGGCUCCGCCGGCGCCGGCUCGUCAGACUACCUGCUGCGCGUCGCUUCUGGACCCUUCCCACCGUGCCCCGAUCGAUUUGGUGACGGUGCUCGACGUCAGCGGCAGCAUGACCGGCGGGAAGCUUCAGAUGCUGAAACGCGCCAUGCGUUUGGUCAUAUCCUCGCUCGGCUUGGCUGAUCGGCUCUCCAUCGUGGCUUUCUCGGCUUCGCCAAAGAGACUGAUGCCUUUGAAGAGAAUGACGGCUCAUGGCCAGCGCGCGGCUCGGCGCAUCGUUGACCGGCUGGUCUGCGGUCCAGGGAGUAGCGUUGGUGAGGCCUUGAUGAAGGCCACGAAGGUUCUGGAAGACCGGAGGGAGAGGAAUCCAGUGGCGAGCAUCAUGCUCUUAUCGGACGGUCAGGACGAGAGGGUCAACAACUCCGGCUCAACCAAUCAACGUCAGGUCUCAAACGACGUGUCGUCCACCCGGUUCGCCCACAUUGAGAUUCCGGUUCAUGCUUUCGGGUUCGGGCAGAACGCCGGCUACUGCCAGGAGCCGGCUGAGGACGCCUUUGCCAAAUGCGUCGGGGGUUUACUAAGCGUCGUGGUUCAGGACUUGAGAGUUCAGCUCGGCUUCUCAUCCGGCUCGGCUCCGGCUGAGAUAACAGCCAUUUAUUCCUGCAACGGACGGCCCACCGUGCACGGCUCGUCUUCGAUUCGGCUCGGAGAUUUGUACGCCGAGGAAGAGAGGGAGUUGCUCGUUGAGCUUCGUAUCCCUACAUCGGCUGCUGGGACCCACCAUGUGAUGUCAGUUCGGUGCUUAUACAAAGACCCGGCGACGCAAGAAGUUGUCUACGGCAAGGAGCAGGGACUAGUAGUGCCCCUCACGCAGUCAGCCGUCCGAUCGGUGUCCUUGAAUCCGAAGAUCCAACGGUUGAGAAGACUUUUCAUGACUACGCGUGCUGUAGCGGAGUCACGGAGGCUGGUUGAGCACAAUGACUUCCAAAGUGCACAUCACUUGCUAGCAUCGACUCGAGCUCUGCUCAUGCAGUCCGGCUUGUCUUCGGCUGAUGAGUACGUGCGGACAUUGGAGGCUCAGCUGGCGGAGUUGCAUUGGAAGAGGCAGAAUCAGCUGGAGGAGCAGCAGCAGCAGAUGAUGAUAAUGCAGCGGCGGAGAGUAGGCGAGAGAGAAAUGGCGGCGUCGGCGGCUGUCGAUGAAAACGGGGAGCCGCUGACGCCGACUUCGGCGUGGAGAGCCGCGGAGAAGCUGGCUAAGGUAGCUAUGAUGAAGAAGUCGUUGAAUAGGGUCAGUGACUUGCACGGCUUUGAAAAUGCUAGGUUUUAAUUUUCAAUUUCUAGAAUAAAAAUUGAAAUGGGGGGAUUGUUAUUGGUGUGAUGAUUAUGUAAUAGGGACAAGCUGGUACUAGACGGCGCGGCCUUUUUCUGGUCUGAGGACUAAAAACACUGGGAGAGGUAGUUAGCAUACCCCACAGAAAACUUGAUUGAUUGGGUAGAAAUGGAUGCUUAAGCUAGCCUUGUCCUUUUGUUUUUUGUGCUUUUUUCAAUUUCGAUCCCAUACAUCUUUUGAGACAAUUCCAUCUGUGCUCGACUAUUCUGGGAAUUCAUGAUGAACAAGAGAGUACCAACCAGAACUUAAAGGUGCAAGUGCAAUGGACACGCUAUAAAGUGUAGACAUUUUAAUGAUGGGUUUGCAAAGGAGUAUGAUUAUGAGAGGAACACAAAACAAAGUAGGACAGAAUGAAGGAAGUUUGCUUGGAUUGUAUAGGAUAUAUGAUGAACAUAUAUCCAGUUACUAUAUUGUCACGGCAUAACUUUUGGGAAUCGAAUGUCCUUCCUUGUCUUCUGCUCCA